Messenger RNA from Purpureocillium lilacinum, 1758 nucleotides. RefSeq lists its product as uncharacterized. Gene Ontology annotation, biological process: regulation of transcription by RNA polymerase II. The record is from RefSeq and is a predicted model, not a curated record. NCBI's taxonomy places the organism in Eukaryota, Fungi, Ascomycota, Sordariomycetes, Hypocreales, Ophiocordycipitaceae.
AUGUCUGCCCCUAAAGUCAUUACUCUGGACAACUUGUCCACGCAGCUGCAACCGUGGCGACCAGACGACGACAGUCACCUCUACGCAAUCGUUGACAUGGGGAGCAAUGGCAUUCGCUUCUCCAUCACCUCCUUGGCCCCGCCAACAACACGCCUUCUCCUUCCAAUCUACUCCGCUCGCGCCGCCAUUUCUCUGUUCGACGCUUUAACUCUAUCGCCCUCUGGGCUGGUCUUCCCUUCCGAGACCAUGGACGCUGUCGGGUCCGCCCUUUCUCGUUUUCAUCAGAUCGCUCUCCUUCAUGGCGUCCCCCGUUCCCAGAUCCUGAUUUUAGCCACAGAGGCAAUGCGCCGCGCCGCCAACGCCACGCAGAUGCUCGACUCCAUUGCCAAGGCGACUGGUGGCUUAAGUGUCCAGAUCCUCGACCCAUCUGUCGAGACGCUGUUCGGCGCCGUCAUGGGUUCGAGGAGUGGGCUGGUCGCUGUCAAGGGCGGAGCUCUGUUCCUCGACCUAGGCGGUGGCAGCGUACAAAUGACUUGGGUUGAUACAAGCCAAGCCCACUACGAAUUCCAAGCCGCUCUUGCUGGCGAGAGCCUGCCAUAUGGCGCAGCGAAAUUGACGCGUGUGCUCGAAGAGCAGCCCCCUGAGAUCCACCAAGCCGAAAUCGGUACUUUGGAAGAGGGCAUUGACCGCAUAUAUGCAAACCUGUGCUCCAGGUUUCCUGCCCUGCAAGCGAUCAAAUCCACACACGACAGAGGCGAGGGCGCUACCGUUGAUGUGUAUAUGUGUGGAGGAGGCUUCCGAGGCUACGGAAGCAUGCUCAUGCACAACGACUCAAUUUCACCUUACCCGAUCAGCUCGAUCAACUCCUAUUCGGUGCCCGGGCGCGUCUUCCGGCAGACCUCUGAAAUGAGGCGGUUGAACCGAGAGUACGACGGCAAGAUAUUCGGCAUGUCAAAGAGGCGGCGCCGCCAGUUCCCUGCCAUCGCUACCGUCAUCGAAGCAUUCAUCGCAGCUGUUCCUAACAUUGGCAGGGUGACGUUUUGCGGAGGCUCGAACAGACAGGGAAUCCUCAUGAUGAAGCUACCACUGGAAAUCAGGGAAAGCAACCCUCUCGAUGUUUUGGCGCAAGUCUCCCAGAAAGAGAGGCUCGUGUUCGAUGCCGUCCUGCGCUUGCUCCAGGCGGCUCUGCCUGAUAACGUGCAACCUAACACGCCCACCCCGAUCUGUCUAGGCCUGGGAUCGCUGUUGAUAAGGCGCAUCUGGGAUCGUUGCGGCUAUGAUAGCACCACGAAUGCUUCGUUUGCUUUGCACGAUGCAGUCACGCGCAAUCCUGAUUGCCCCGGCCUCACACACCUCACGCGAGCCGUCCUUGGAUUGGCUGUUUGCGCUCGAUGGGGCACAAGUAUUGGCCCUUCAGAUGAGCAUCUCUUCCAGGGCCUCCGCCGAAUCGCCGACGGCCAUGACAAGGAUGCCUCGUUCUGGGCAAUGUACUCGGGGGCCAUCUGCGGCAUUCUUCCCACCAUCUUUCCCAUCAUGCCCGAGCCAGACGAACUCCUGAGCGCAAUCACGUUGCAUGCGGCCAUUGAACCUGGCAAAAGCGACAAAAGAGACAAGGUCAUUCUGAGCAUUGGCCUUGCAUCCAAAUAUCAAGGGAACGUCAACCCAGAGGCACUCGCUGACGAAUUCCAAUCUGCUUUGAGCAACAAGGGAGACAAAGCACAAUUCAAGACCUCUGUUAGGGUCACAUCGCUCUCAUGA